Sinocyclocheilus rhinocerous is the source of this 1959-nucleotide messenger RNA. Its product is annotated as ribonuclease inhibitor-like. Gene Ontology annotation, molecular function: protein binding. The record is from RefSeq and is a predicted model, not a curated record. The transcript is spliced from 15 exons. Lineage: Eukaryota; Metazoa; Chordata; Actinopteri; Cypriniformes; Cyprinidae. The annotation marks the transcript as partial.
ACUUUCAGACUGUAGUAUCACUGAAGAAGGAUAUCUAGCUAUUGCUUCAGGUCUGAGAUCAAACCCUUCACACCUGAUAGAGCUGGAUCUCACAGGAAAUGAUCCUGGACAAUCAGGAGUGAAGCAGCUCAGUGAUUUACUACAGAGUCAAUACUUCUCACUGAAGACACUGCGGUUGUUACAAAGUCCUGAUGCAGAAGAAGCCUGUAAAUAUCUGAAUUACAUUCUUCACAUUAAAAACCCGUUACUCCUGAGAGAGCUGAAUCUGAGUGAACAUGAACUAGGAGACACACGAGUGAAUCAGAUCACUGCUCUACUACAGGAUAAACACUGUAAACUCAACACACUGAUUCUGCAUAAGUGUGGUCUAACAGAGGAAAGCUGUUCAGCUCUCGCUACAGUCCUGAGAUCAAACUCCAGUCUGAAAGAACUUGACAUGAGCAACAAUAAUUUGCAGGAUUCAGGAGUGAAGAAACUCCAGAACGGAUUAGAGAAUACAAACUGCACACUGCAGAAACUCAGUCUUUCAGACUGCAGUAUCACUGAAGAUGGUUAUAAAGCUCUGGCUUCAGCUCUGAGAUCAAACCCUUCACACCUGAUAGAGCUGGAUCUCACAGGAAAUGAUCCUGGACCAUCAGGAGUGAAGCAACUUGAUGAUUUACUACAGGAUCCAGACUAUUCGCUGAAAACACUAAGGUUUUUGGGUACUGCUGCAGAUGAAGCCUGUCAGGAUGUGAAUAGAGUUCUGGGUGAAAACCUGUUACUCCUGAGAGAACUGAAUCUGAGUGAAUUUAAACUAGGACAUUAUGGAUUAAUGAAACUUGCUACGGUACUGCAGGACAAACACUGUAAACUCAACACACUGAUCACUCUGAAUAACAGCGAUAUCACAGAAGAAGAUUGUCGUUUAUUGGCUGAAGCUUUAAAUUCAAACCCUUCAAAUCUGACAGAACUGAAUCUGAGUGGAACUAAACUCAGAAACUCAGGAAUGAAGAUCUUCUCGACUCUGUUUAAGAAUGAACAAUGUAGACUGAAAAAACUGAAGUUUAAUUGCAUCAGUAUUACAGCAGAAGGUUGUGCUGCUCUGGCAUCAGCAUUUCAUUCAAACCCUUCAAACCUGAUAGAGCUGGAUCUGAGUGGAAAUAAACUAGAAAACUCUGGAGUGACUGAAAUCUCCAAUCUACUGGCAAACUCUCAGUGCACACUGCAGAUACUCAGACUUUCAGACUGCAGUAUCACUGAAGAAGGUUAUAAAGCUCUGGCUUCAGCUCUGAGAUCAAACCCUUCACACCUGAUAGAGCUGGAUCUCACAGGAAAUGAUCCUGGACAAUCAGGAGUGAAGCAGCUCAAUGAUUUACUACAGGAUCCAAACUAUCAGCUGAAGACACUGAGGUUUUUGAGUCCUGCUGCAGAUGAAGCCUGUCAGUAUGUGACUGGAAUUGUGGGUAAAAACCCGUUACUCCUGAGAGAGCUGAAUCUGAGUGAACGUGAACUAGGAGACACACGAGUGAAUCAGAUCACUGCUCUACUGCAGGAUAAACACUGUAAACUCAACACACUGAUACUGAAAAAUAACAAUAUUACAGCAGAAGGUUGUGCUGCUCUGACUUCAGCAUUUAAUUCAAAUCCUUCAAACCUGAUAGAGCUGGAUCUGAGUGGAAAUAAACUAGAAAACUCAGGAAUACAGAAGAUCUGUCCUCUGUUUAAAAGCACAGAAUGCAAAUUGGAAAAACUAAAAGUUUCCGACUGCAGUAUCACUGAAGAAGAAGCGCUGAAGGUGCAUGAUGCUGCAGCUACUGUUCUCUCCUCCAAACCCAUCCUAAAAGAGCUAGCUACUGUUCUCUCCUCCAAAACCAUCCUGAAAGAGAUGAACCUGAACAACAGUCGUCUGCUGAACUCAGGAGUCAAAGAGAUCUGUGAGGGACUGAAGAAUCCUGUGUGUGAACUGAAGAUACUCAA